GUGAUUUAGCACAAUUACCUCCAGUUUAUGGAUUACCAAUAUAUAAAUGUUCAGAAUGGAAAUUAUUUUAUCCUUUAUUUCUAAGACAACCACAAAGACAAAUUCAAGAUUUGCAAUACUAUAAUGCAUUACAAGAAAUUAGAUUAAACGAAAUGUCUUAA
Molecule: messenger RNA, 161 nt
Organism: Funneliformis geosporum
Lineage: Eukaryota; Fungi; Glomeromycota; Glomeromycetes; Glomerales; Glomeraceae
Source: the annotation of a GenBank genome assembly